CCCGAGGAGUAUCAUGGUCAACUUUUUCCCGCCUGCCAUCAAAAGUCACAUAUUGGAAAUGCCGCCUGGCAGAGGAGAAUGUUUGCCUGCAUACUGGCAGAAUCUGGCAAAUGGAUCAUAUUCAGGACCAAGAGCGUUGAAUAACCCCUUGCCUGAUGAAGCAGCGGCAAUGCCAUGCAGUCGAGGACCUGAACGAUUCUUUUGUGGGGCAGCUAGACCAUCCUUUUGGGAUACUGGUGCAUGUGCUGCAGCGUGUGACAGUACUGCCACAUUGUCGUUUUCGCUCCAGGCAGCACAGAUUACAAGUCUUGGGUUGCGGCACUACUAUGGUGUUCCCGGGAAGAUGCGGAUUGAUUUGAAGGCAGCGGAAAAUUAUUUUCAAUGUGCAAGUGAGAGGGGAGAUAAAAGAGUGUGGGUGCUCCUCAAUCGCUGCAUCCUGGCUGCAGGAGACACAGAGGCUAAUGUGCGGUAUACUGCAGAGAGAGAGCUAGAGCAGGCAGUGUCGAAGGGGACAGAGGGAGCAGCUCUUGCCCUGGCAGAGUUAUACAUUCAUCAGCGGAGAAGACCAGUGGACGUGGCCAACUUCCUACACAAGGAGAUUGUCUGUGCAUCAAAGUAUGCAAAGGAGGCCAAGUUCUUGUUGAGCCAAUUCUACAUUCGGAAUGGUAAUGAACCCCACUGGAGCGCCCUUACCGUUCCCCACUGGAGCGAGGGCCGUAAGCUUGCGCUUGAGCUGGCAGAGCAGUGGGGAUGUCCAAGCAGCAAUUUCUUUCUGGGCCUUUACCAUCUGCAAGGCUUGUAUCGAUUUAAAAAAGACCCACCCACAGGAGUCCAGUUUAUUAGUGCAGCUGCAGAGAAGGAUCACCCAUUGGCGAAGGUAGUGCUGAGUAUAUGCUAUGUGGAAGGAGUAGGUGUGAAGAGAUCUGCAACAAAAGCACAGGAGUGGCUGGAAAGGGGAGCCUGGCAGGGUUGUGAAGAAGCUGAGACAUUGGCAGGCAUUGCAAUGUUGCACGGAGAGCUUGACUGGCCAACGGAUCAUGAUGGCAACGAGCAGCAGGGCGUAGCGUAUCUUCGAAAAGCUGCGGAGAAUGGCUACUUCUUUGCCCAGGUAGCACUCGGAUUACAUCUUGAAGAACAAUCCAGGAACGAAGCUGGCAGCACAGGGAGAGGGGAGGUUGUACUAAGUGCUGCUUCUUCUCCAUCAGGACCGGUCUCUACUGGAUCUGAUGUUAGCAUUAAUUUUCAAGCUGAGGCCUUGAAAUGGCACUUGAAAGCAGCCAGCAAUGGUCAUGUUCAGGACAUAAGCAAGACCGAUUUGCAAGUGUCGUCCAAGCUGACUCAGAGGCAUUUCGGUUCGCAUUGCAAUUGGUUUGUGGGGGCACUUGUUCGGAUGUCAGUGGCAAGCGUUGACUCUAGUGCAGUUACUCGCCCAUCGGGGGACGUGUGGGCUGCAUACGCUGAGGCAAAUCAGAAAGUGGACGAGUCCCUGAGGAGGAGUGGUGGGCUGGAUAGAAUCAGGCUGGAGUGGUCGGCAAAUGGUGAAUGUCAUUUGACAGACUACUACAGCACUUGGUGGGGAAUUGUGAAACACACAUACGUGGGUGCAGCCGCCACUACUGUGAAUUUUGCCAGACCUCCUGUUUCAGGCAUAAUUGACUGCGCUGAUUUGGUCAUGGCUUCAGUAACAAAUCUCAUGGGUAAUGCAUGGGCCUCCUUGAUAUGGAGCGCCUUGCGUGGGCUAUCAUAUCUGAGGCUCGAACAUAACACCAAAAUGAGGGCCGAGCAGGUUAUAGCCCUGGCGCCCACAGUCUCUGAGUUCGAAUCUGUUGUGAAGGAAGCAGCAGUCUGUCUGGCGAUCGUCCGCAGACAGAACAUGGAACUGAUCAAUAGAGUCAGAUUGCUGGGGUUGGCAACGCGAAAACGGGAUGUCCUACGCAAAGCGAUGGAUGGAGACGUCAGGAAACGGGAUGUUGUAUGUGUCUUACUGGACAGAAAUCACAACACCAGCAUUGUGGGUCCUUCAGGGCCUUCAGGCCAGGGCUUGGGCAUGCGCAAACGGGAUGUCCUACGGAAAGCACUGGACAGAGAGGUGAGAAAACGUGAUGCAGUACGGGAAAUUCUAGGCAGGAAUCAUAAUACCAGUGCUGUGGCUCCUUUAGGCCAGGGCUUGGACUUGCUCAGUGUGGCGCUUGCAGCACAUGAUGCUCUGCAGCUUCUGCAGGCUGUGAGACGGGGUGAUCUUGCAAGGGUAUCUGAUUGCAAAACACGUCGUCAACAGAUCGUUUCGGCAGCUCUUGGAAGGCUGGGUGGAGGGUACCUCACGAAGCAUGCAUCCGUGGAAAGGAGCCCUGAAGGGAGGGACAAUUAUGAAGACCGGUUCCGAAGAGUUUUGGAGAAACGGAAUGAUAGUCAUUACUCGUGAAACGGUAUUCACCAGUUCGCAGUAGCUGAUGCAGAUCCCGGGGCUCGAUCCCCAGUCCCCACCUUACCUGUGUACAGUAUCUGUGUCGACCCCUAGAGUUGAGCCCGUGACCUGUGUGUUUGUAACAGCUGGUAGGUUGUCGUAGGGUCCAUAGGUAGUAGGGGUUCGAUCUGUAGACCAGUCGAGUAGAAGUUCCAGUCAGGUCUAGCAGUCGUAGCUGUAGCUGUCUCGAAGGGCCAAGGUCGUAGCUGCAACAGUCCAGAAAGGUCAAGGUCGUAGCUGCUACAGUAGCGAAAGGCCAAGUCUACGGCCUUCCGGAAGGUCCCAGCAGUGGCCUUUCGAAGUUGCCCACGUUUAGGCUGAGGCAAGUGGGCAAGUGGUGGAGUCUACCUGAGCUGAGUCAACAGUCCCAGUCCCCAUUCAGUCCUGGUUCAGUCAAGCAAGUACCGCAUGGGACUGUGUGCACUACGGGCAUGGAAAGGGCCAGACCAACGAGCUGCAAAAGUAUAAAUCAAGAGGCAGCGCCAAAGUGCCAGACCAACGAGCUGCAGAAGUAUAAAUCAAGAGGCAGCACCCAG
Chara braunii is the source of this 3000-nucleotide messenger RNA. Lineage: Eukaryota; Viridiplantae; Streptophyta; Charophyceae; Charales; Characeae. The record is from the annotation of a GenBank genome assembly.